CCAACAGCUGAGCUCCGAACAGUCAGAGUCAGUAAGAGUCGUGUAUGUAAGGUCCCCCGAGGUCCCCCGAGGUCCCACUAGACGCGUCUGUCUGUCUGUCUGUCUGUCUGUCUGUCUGUCUGCUAGAAGCGGGAUCCCAUCAAAACAUCAUGGCCAUGCAAAUCAUUCGCAGCUCGUGGGCUCGAUGUGCCCGUCCCUGUCUGUCCUCUGGCGUGGCUGGUCCCUCCGCCAGUCGAGUCAUGUCUUCCCACCACGGAGAAGGGGAUGAGGCCCAACCCCCGGUCCGCCCGCCUCCUUGUCAGAUGGAUAACCUCAUGGAUAUUGGCAGUCGAUCCAUCUUCAACGAGGACCAUGACAUGUUCCGCGAAAGUGCCCGCCGAUUUAUGCGCGACGAAUUGGCCCCCUUACAAAUGGAGUUCGAGGACAAAGGCCAGCCUUCCAAGGAGAUAUGGGCCAAGUUGGGCCAGCAGGGUCUUUUGGGAACGAGCAUCAAGGCCGAGGUGGGUGGCAUCGGCGGAUCCUUCAAAGACGAAGCUAUCGUGUUGGAGGAACAGGCCUAUGCUCAUUGCGCCUCACCCGCCAUCACGGUUCACUCGACCAUCGUGAUCCCGUACUUCCAGAACUACGGCACCCCCGAGCAACAGGAGAAGUAUAUCCCGGACUUGGUGGCAGGCCGCCGCGUGGCUGCCAUUGGCAUGACCGAACCCGAUGCCGGAUCAGACUUGCAGGGCAUUCGCACCAACGCUAAAGCUGACGGAGACGACUUUAUUCUCAAUGGGAGUAAAGUGUUCAUCACCAACGGGAUUGUGGCUGACGUGCACGUGAUUGUGGCCGUCACGGAUCCCAAUGCCAAAUCCAAAGCCCACGGUAUCACGUUGUUUGCGGUGGAAGAUGGCAUGCCGGGCUUUAAGAAGGGCAAGAACCUGAAGAAAAUGGGACUCAAAGGCCAAGAUACGGCGGAGCUCUUUUUGGAGGAUGUUCGUGUGCCUAAAUCAAACAUAGUAGGGGGCUUGAACCGAGGCUUCUAUCAGCUCAUGAAUGAAUUGCCCCAAGAGCGUUUGGGCAUUGCCAUUACCUCGAUUGCCGCCUGCGAAUGGAUGUUUGAGGCCACCCGUGACUACCUCAUCAACCGGAAAGCCUUUGGCCGAACUGUGUCUGAUUUGCAGACCGUCCAGCACAGAUUAGCCGAGAUGAAAACAGCCACGGCAGUGUGCCGAUCCUUCAUCGAUGAAUGCAUUCAACUCCACGACAGCAAGUCCUUAAGCAACGAGACGGCCUCCAUGGCCAAAUACUGGGCCACUGAUUUAGAGAACACGGUGGCGGCUGAGUGCGUUCAGUUGCACGGAGGUUGGGGAUACAUGUGGGAAACUCCCAUCGCCCGAUCGUACGCUAACGCUCGGGUUCAAACUAUCUAUGGUGGCACGAAUGAAAUUAUGAAAGAACUGAUAGCCAGAAGCAUUGUCAAAAGAUGAAAAGUCAAACGUAUACUGAUGCAAUUAGAGUAGUAGUCAGCAAAAUGAAUAAAAACAUAAAUUGAUCUAUCUAUAAAUUGGCGAAAAAAAAAGCAAAUGACCUAAUCCUCCCUUGCCACUUUUGUUUCAGA
Tigriopus californicus is the source of this 1603-nucleotide messenger RNA. RefSeq names its product long-chain specific acyl-CoA dehydrogenase, mitochondrial-like. Gene Ontology annotation, molecular function: long-chain fatty acyl-CoA dehydrogenase activity; flavin adenine dinucleotide binding. Gene Ontology annotation, cellular component: mitochondrion. Gene Ontology annotation, biological process: carnitine metabolic process, CoA-linked; fatty acid beta-oxidation using acyl-CoA dehydrogenase; long-chain fatty acid catabolic process. The record is from RefSeq and is a predicted model, not a curated record. The transcript has a single exon. The coding region runs from base 150 to 1472 and encodes 440 amino acids. Lineage: Eukaryota; Metazoa; Arthropoda; Copepoda; Harpacticoida; Harpacticidae.